Messenger RNA from Hordeum vulgare subsp. vulgare (domesticated barley), 1759 nucleotides. RefSeq lists its product as uncharacterized. Gene Ontology annotation, biological process: tRNA-type intron splice site recognition and cleavage. The record is from RefSeq and is a predicted model, not a curated record. Lineage: Eukaryota; Viridiplantae; Streptophyta; Magnoliopsida; Poales; Poaceae. Bases 560 to 1378 code for a protein of 272 amino acids. Gene Ontology annotation, cellular component: tRNA-intron endonuclease complex. The transcript is spliced from 6 exons.
GCGUUCGUUCCAGACCACCGUGAGUCCCUAGCGUAGCCGCCCGCACGCCAUCAGAGAGACCUAGCCGCCGCCGCCGCCGCCGGAAGCAGUGACUGGCCGGAGUCUUGUGGCCGUUCCCGACGGCGACCUGGUGAGAGCCGACCUCCCCUAGUCCCCUCGCCCACGGAGCCACGCCCAGGUUCCCGGCGGCAUCACUGUCUGCAGCCAGUUCGGCAACACUGCCCGUCUGGUCCGUCAGCGACGGCUCGACCGUGGAUUCAGGGGCGGCUUGCUCUGCCUACUUGCCUCCAUCGCCUUGCAGGUGGUCAACGGCUCCGGCGCCGUGCUCUGGUCGUCCGGCUGCUGCCAUCUCUCUCAACUUCUGAAGAAAUGAAGAGAAAGACUUUACACUGUUAUUUUGGAAGCAAGUCAAAUGUCUCCCUGUUGUUCCCGAACCCAACACUGUAUGGUCAAACAUAGAAAGAAGGGACUUUUUGGCCAGGGCAGAGCAAACAAGAGGCACUUUAUCAAUUAGCCUUGAAAGUUUUGCUGUGAGAAAAGGGAGUGCAGGGAGCAGUUCAUGGCCGACGCGGGGCGCAACCAGCGCCGAAGGGGACGCGCUCCCGGGGCAGCUUUCGCCGUUGCCGCGGAAGACGACGGGGAGGAGCACCAGCUCAACCCUUUCCUCUCGGACGCGGCGCCCUCGUCCUCGAGAGUCCAGUUCAGGAAUGUGGCGUCGCGGGCACGAUGGGUGGAGGAGGCUGGUGCGGCGGAGGUGUUGGACAACAAGGGGAAGCUUUGGCUGACCACCGGCAUCACACGGGGUGGCAAGCUGUACUACAAUGUCGAGGAGAUCGGGUUCUUGGCAGAAAGAGGGGCGUUGGUUCUUCUCGAUGACAAGGAUGUAACUGUAGGAAUGGAGGAAAUCUAUCGAAAGAUUGCAGGGGGGAGUUAUGGGUGCUCCUGGCUUACCUUCCAAGCUUACAAGCACUUGAAGUUGCUUGGCUACAUUGUUGGGCGAUAUGGUGUUCCCUGGACUAUUAAGCAUAGCCGUUCUGGUGAAGUUACUGAUUCCCCUGAGAGUAUGGAUAACACAAACUUGAGCUUUGGUAGAGCCGAUGCUGCCCGCAAUGACAUCACCAAAUUGCUCAAAGGAAUACACAUAGACAGGAUGUACCCAUCCUUCGAAGUGCGUCUACCAAAUAGCAAAUUUAAGAAGUCAUCCCCAGGAGCCCCUAGCUUCCUUGUAUGCCUUUUAAGAGACAAGCCACCCUCAAGGGAUGAACUGGAAACCGUGGAGAACAAGUUUGGUGGCAUUCCUCUUAAAUUCUGCCAAGUUGAUAAUGGACGUAUCAGCUUUCUCUCCUUGGGCAGAGUUACACUUCCUACUUUGCCCUGAUAGAUAGAUGGAUAGCAGCAGGAAUGUUUAUUAGUUGUUCUGGUCCUGUAAGCUGUUAGCUAAGCUUGAAUCAUGGUGAAUGCUUCUGCUCCGGUUGCCCAGACUCUUGUCAGGACCAAGAGAGACACCAUAUAUAUCUUCAGGUUCUCGAGUUGCCUGGUUACUACUGAUGAUGUUGUUUCGGCUGGUGCAACAAGAGAUUUGGAUCUUCCGAGUGCGACAAAUGCCGCUCUUUUCCUUGUUUCUGGCUUGAUGUCUGGGUGUGGAGUUUGAAUGCUCAUGUGUAGCGAGCAUGCCGGAAGCAAACCGCAAUGCUAUAUCAGAUUUGCAGUGCAUAAAACAUGUUGUGUUCCAGCAAAAGAGAUCAUCAUACCGCUGUCA